AUUUUUAUAAACUGAGUUUGCGAAAUAACCGGAAAAGAUAGUGUAACAGAUUGUUUUUGCUUCGACGGGAAAAAAAUAUGAAUGGAAUCCGGCCGGAAUUGGAGAAUGUUGUUUUCUUGACACUAGCUUGCAUAGCUUUUGCUGUUCUUGGCAAAAGUCAAGAGUUGUAUUACUGUGAUAAUGGAAAUGUUUUGAACAUAGCUGGUGAGACAAGUGGUACCAUCAUAACUCGUCAGCUCGGAGAGCCUCACUACAGUGACAAUCUUCACUGUGGAUGGAAGUUAGACGCAGGUUUGGGCAAACGGAUCAAAUUGACGGUAAAAAACGUGGACCUCCAGUGGGCCGCCUCCUAUGCAUUGUGCAGUGGAUAUGACCAUCUCUCUGUCAGAAACGGUCAAACAGCUACCUCUGAAGUGUUACUGGACAUCUGUGAUAGUACGAACCCCUACCAGUUGGUCAGCAGUGGUCAAUACCUCUACCUUUACUUCAUAUCCAACGAUAAAAAUUUCUAUGAUCAUGCUGGCAUAACUCUUAUGUUUCAGACAUACGAUGCCAGCUCCUGUCCCCCGGGUUGGACAAACUUGUCGACGUCCAACUUCUGUUAUUCUUUGAUGACCCAGCCAGCCUCCGGAACAUCCUACACUCUGGCUCAGCAGAACUGUGGUUAUAUACAGUCGAACCUUAUCAAGAUAGACUCCAGACAGCUGUUUAACAAGGUACAAGCUUAUGGUAAAAAUGUGGCUGGGCUAAAGGAGGUUUGGAUUGGAUUGAAUGAUCUUAGGAAAGAGGAAACUUACCAAUGGCUGGACGGAUCAGGACUGACCCUCGGUGACAAAAUGGACACGUUUUCUGGGUCCAAAGAACAAGACUGUGUUGUCCAUAAUUUCGACACACAGAAAUGGGUGGUGAAGAAUUGUGAUAGUGAGAAAAAGUCUUAUAUUUGUGAGAAAGUACGAGUUGGACCAACUACAGUAUAUUCUGUUCCUGAAGCCAGUGAUGAUGACUCUGUUGCAGGUGAUGUUCCCGUAGGCUUGGCAGUCGUCUUGGCCAUCAUUGGAGGUAUACUGUUUGUGAUUUUCUUCGUCAUCUGUUUCUGUUGCUAUCAAAAGAAGAGGAAACCAACCCGUCAAAGGGAAUACAUAGAAACCCGUCAAAACUCACAUGUUGAGGAACAAACUGGCUACCAGCGAAAUAGUGUUGGUUCGAGCAUAUCUCUGAACCACGUCUCUCAAACACCUACAGCGCCAGCUAUAAAUAUAGAAGGCAGCACAACACUGGUAUGGGGAAAUGAAUAUGGCCCAGCUCCACCAUCGUACGACGAAGCUAUGAACCACCACCACGUCAUCAAAUGAUUAGACAGUUCAAUCGACAUGGCAACAUAUUUUAUUUGAAAUCCUCAAAAUGCAUCAGUUAUACUGUGUAUAAACGAUUUCGCGAAAGUCAUAAUCUUUUAUGAAAUAGAAAGGAAUUUUAUUGUCGGGCAGCAUUAUAUUUUGACUUUUAUCAAAAGCUUUUGCUCAGUUCUUUAAAACUUGUCAGUGAUUUUAUUAGAAACAAAUACAUAUUCUUGUAAAUGCAAUUGAAUUAUAUGGCCUGUUUCAUGAUUGUAGCAAUCAAAGUAUGAUGAAAUACAUUUUUUUUACAAUUUAUUUGGACAUUGCUCCAUUUUGAUAUCUGUCAAACUCAUUGGAAUAUUAUAAAGCAUUUACUGUCUAUUAUACUAAUUCAUUAAUGAAGUUAAUGGAAAGUGUUAAAUUUGUUACAAAGGCAUGAUAGUCUAGUGGUAGGAUGCUGGUCUCGUGACCCAAGGGUUGGGGGUUCGAGUCACAGCAUGGCACUGUGUUGUAUCUUUGAGCAAGAUACUUUUCUCCACUUGUUUUCCAG
Molecule: messenger RNA, 1884 nt
Organism: Mizuhopecten yessoensis (Yesso scallop)
Lineage: Eukaryota; Metazoa; Mollusca; Bivalvia; Pectinida; Pectinidae
Exons: 9
Coding region: 78-1352 (424 amino acids)
Source: RefSeq, a predicted model, not a curated record